GUUUUCUCCGUGUGCUCUUUCACUACAAUCGAAAACAAAAAUGCAUGAUUUUAAUACAAAUUUAAUCAAUUUCCAGGAGGGUCACGCUGAGAUAUCGAAUUUGCUCAUUGAACAUAAGGCCAGCGUAAAUCAUCCAGCCAAGAAUGGACUAACUCCGAUGCACUUGUGCGCACAAGAAGAUAAUGUAAAUGUAGCCGAAAUUCUACAACGUAAUGGCGCCAAUAUUGAUAUGGCCACCAAAGCAGGCUACACACCGUUACAUGUAGCCGCCCAUUUCGGUCAAGCAAAUAUGGUGCGCUUUUUAUUGAAUCAUGGUGCUAACGUGGAUGCGGCUACGUCAAUCGGCUAUACACCGCUGCAUCAGACAGCUCAGCAAGGACAUUGUCACAUCGUUAAUCUACUAUUGGAACAUAAGGCCAAUGCCAAUGCACAUACCGUCAAUGGACAGACACCGUUGCAUAUUGCACGCAAAUUGGGUUAUAUAAGUGUUUUGGAUUCUUUGAAAUCGAUUACAAAUGAACCAGAUGCAGCAACACAAACUCAAACCGAUGAAAAGUAUCGCGUUGUUGCACCUGAGGCAAUGCAUGAAUCCUUUAUGUCGGAUUCCGAAGAAGAAGGUGGCGACACAAACGAUUGGGAUCCAUGGUAUGGCAUAAAGGGUGAUCGAAAUACGAAUGAAGACCACGUUUAUCUUCCAUAUUACCAGGGCGAAACGUACUUUAUGUCUAGUAAGUUUCACACAUUGGGCUUUGCAUAAAUUAGCCAUAUAAAACCAAAUUACAGUAAAUGAAAUAAUAA
Messenger RNA from Rhagoletis zephyria (snowberry fruit fly), 798 nucleotides. RefSeq names its product ankyrin-3-like. Gene Ontology annotation, molecular function: protein binding. The record is from RefSeq and is a predicted model, not a curated record. Lineage: Eukaryota; Metazoa; Arthropoda; Insecta; Diptera; Tephritidae.